AUGUCUUCCAAGUCGCAAUUGACCUACAGCGCACGCGCUAGCAAGCAUCCCAAUGCCCUCGUAAAGAAGCUCUUCGAGGUUGCCGAGGCCAAGAAAACCAAUGUCACCGUUUCGGCCGACGUGACCACCACCAAAGAGCUGCUGGAUUUGGCUGACCGACUCGGCCCGUACAUUGCCGUGAUCAAGACUCACAUCGAUAUCCUUUCGGACUUCAGCGAAGAAACCAUCACCGGUCUGAAGGCCCUUGCGGAGAAGCACAAUUUCCUCAUCUUCGAAGAUCGCAAGUUCAUCGACAUCGGUAACACAGUCCAGAAGCAGUACCAUGGUGGCACUCUGCGCAUCUCCGAGUGGGCCCACAUCAUCAACUGCAGUAUUCUGCCUGGUGAGGGUAUCGUCGAGGCUCUGGCCCAGACUGCAUCGGCCGAGGACUUCCCCUACGGCUCCGAGAGGGGCCUUUUGAUCCUUGCGGAGAUGACGUCCAAGGGAUCUUUGGCUACCGGCCAAUAUACUACUUCUUCGGUUGACUAUGCUCGGAAGUAUAAGAAGUUUGUGAUGGGAUUCGUCUCGACUCGUCACCUGGGCGAGGUUCAGUCUGAAGUUAGCUCGCCUUCGGAGGAUGAGGACUUCGUCGUCUUCACGACAGGUGUCAACCUCUCCUCGAAGGGAGACAAGCUGGGACAGCAGUAUCAGACUCCUGAGUCGGCUGUUGGACGCGGUGCCGACUUUAUCAUUGCUGGCCGAGGAAUUUAUGCUGCUGCUGAUCCCGUGGAGGCGGCGCAGCGGUACCAGAAGGAGGGAUGGGCUGCAUACCUGAAGCGUGUUGGUGCGCAAUAA
Aspergillus bombycis is the source of this 834-nucleotide messenger RNA. It is a transcript of the gene pyrG, whose product is annotated as orotidine-5'-phosphate decarboxylase pyrG. Gene Ontology annotation, molecular function: orotidine-5'-phosphate decarboxylase activity. The transcript has 2 exons. Gene Ontology annotation, biological process: 'de novo' UMP biosynthetic process; 'de novo' pyrimidine nucleobase biosynthetic process. Gene Ontology annotation, cellular component: cytosol. Bases 1 to 834 code for a protein of 277 amino acids. Lineage: Eukaryota; Fungi; Ascomycota; Eurotiomycetes; Eurotiales; Aspergillaceae. The record is from RefSeq and is a predicted model, not a curated record.